Messenger RNA from Parnassius apollo (apollo), 1248 nucleotides. Lineage: Eukaryota; Metazoa; Arthropoda; Insecta; Lepidoptera; Papilionidae. The record is from the annotation of a GenBank genome assembly.
AUGUGUGUAUCAAUAACGGCUGAGCAGUACCAAAAUUUUACUGAAGAAGAGAAAGGUAAAUGGGUUUGUCCAGAAUGCCGGUGUAAUAUUCCGAAAGUAGACAACACCAAUACACCGAUUCGGGGAGUUUGCGUAAUGGACAAAUCGUUUUCACCGUCUUUUUAUGUGAACAAAGAACGAAGAGAUCGUCACAAUUACCGCGAAGUAUGUAAAGAUAGUAGGAUUAUAGAGGAGAUCCGAGAGUUCCGCAUGGAAAUGAUUUCUCGGCUCGACGAUCAAAUGAAGGAAUAUAAACGGCUAGAAAAAAGAUUUAUUAAUACCGAAACUGAGCUGCGGGAAUUAAAAAAUAUUAUGAAAGUAGUGCAGCAAAAAGCAAAUAAGGUGGAUGAGUUGGAGGAGCGUAUUAAAGUACUUACAGAAAUAAAUGAACGUUUGGAAACUACUUUAACAGUAAAAAAUACUACGAAGGAAAUAUUACAAACAAAUGUGGAGCAAUUAGUGUCAUUUGCUAAUAUAACGAAGCAGAAUAAAAAUAAGUUGUCGGUGACAGUGAAGUCCCUGGAAUCCAGGAUUUCGCAAGUUGAGGAAUACACCAAUUUGAUCCACAUUUUGGGUGCUGACCUUAAUAAGUUAAAAGAAGAUCUACAGGAUAAGGAACAAUGGGCGCGGGCCAAUAAUGUGGAAAUAAAAGGGACUCCAGUGAAAAAGUCCGAGAACUUAUACGAUAUUGUGGAUAAUAUCAGUAAAGUUAUCCAGUGCUCUAUAGGUAAAGAAGACAUCAAUUAUAUUGCCCGAGUCCCCAGCCUCAAAGCAGAGUCUCAAAAGUCCAUAAUCAUGGCGCUCAACAAUCGUUACUGCAAGGAAGAGUUUGUAGCAGCUGCGCGUAAACAUAAGGAACUCAAAGUUUCUCAACUGGGAUACGCCGAUGAAGGAUGGGAUGUCACAACUGAACAUAAUUACUGUAAAGAGCAAGAUGAUGAUUUCACAGAAGCUGUGGUUAGAAAGCCUGGAAGUGAUGUUAUGAUUGAACACAAUUACUACAAAGAGCAAAAUGAUUGUUCCAAAUCAUCGGUAGAGAUUGGAUCGUCAGAUGUUGCAAAUGCUCAUGAACAGCCUUCAUGUUCUAAUUUUUCAACUGUUGCAACAGUUGUAGAAAAUAAAGAUGCAUUCUUGGAGAAACCUCCAAGUGCAAGUGCCAAAGGCAUGGAAAUAGAUACAUACAAUACAGAGAAGCAUACAUUGAAUUGA